This is a messenger RNA of Pogona vitticeps (central bearded dragon), 929 nucleotides long. Its product is annotated as notewaprin-a. Gene Ontology annotation, molecular function: peptidase inhibitor activity. Gene Ontology annotation, cellular component: extracellular region. The record is from RefSeq and is a predicted model, not a curated record. NCBI's taxonomy places the organism in Eukaryota, Metazoa, Chordata, Lepidosauria, Squamata, Agamidae.
AAGUGUACAUGGUCAAUGGUCAUCAACGAUGGCAGAAAAUGAUUUUCAGUUGAUAAAUCCUCUGUGACAAAGUUCAAAGAGGGUUCCUCCCUCUUGUGACCCAACCUCUUACUUCAACAGAUUUAAAUUCAUUGAGAGUCAGAGAACUGGAUUAUGCACGUGCCAUGAAAAUCAUGAACACCUUAUUCCUGGUGGGGCUCCUGGCCCUUUGGAUGCACCUGCCAUCCUCCACUGCCUUGCCUCCAAUAGACAAAAUGGGGACAUGCCCUCCCAAUCCAUAUCGAUGCUUUGCACCAGGACAUAAUGCUUGCAAUUUUGACUAUGACUGCCCCGGAAUCCAGAAGUGUUGUUACUUUAAAUGUGACAAGAUUUGCCGAAACCCACAAGAUAAACCUGUCAAGUGCCCCAAAUUUCCAUUUAUUUGCUCAGUCCCUGGACGUGAUGAUUGCAACCAUGACUACGAUUGUCCGGAAAACCAAAAAUGCUGUUACAAAAUAUGUGGGAAAUCUUGCAUAGUCCCAUAAAGAGGCACCACUCAAUAGUAAUGGUAUUUCCACGUGGUUUUUCUCCAGGAGCUGCAAGGAAAGAGCAUCAUGCACAGAACAGAAUUGCUAGAUAACAUGAAGAUGACAUCCUAAGGAAGCAGUGGAUGGGGGUGGGGUGGCUGGGAAUGAGAACAUGGGCCAUGUACUGUUAGCAUUAAAUUACUGAAUUCUGCCAUUGCCCAAGCACACCCAUUAUUCUCAUUAUUUGGUGUAUUGUAUUAUAAAAUAACACAAUGCUCAAAUGUUGAAAUUCUGCUGAAACCUAUAUUGGCUAAUCUCUUUGCUCUCUUGGUAAUUGGGAAUUUAUUUUCUUUUCAUAAUUCUUCCUGUUAAAGGACAAUGUGUACCAAAAGCUGGCUUUUCCAAUAAAUGCAACCCUUGUCA